Messenger RNA from Podarcis lilfordi (Lilford's wall lizard), 9266 nucleotides. NCBI's taxonomy places the organism in Eukaryota, Metazoa, Chordata, Lepidosauria, Squamata, Lacertidae. The record is from the annotation of a GenBank genome assembly.
AUGUCGCACGGCGCCAGGCAGCAAGCGACUGGGCUUCUGUGAGUAUUUACUGUAUUUUGUGUUGGUGCGUUUUCAAGUUGCCAAAUCCCAAACUAUCAAUAUUAAAGGUCUUCCGGGGUUUGGGAUGGCAGAGGUGAGAAAGAAAACCUUUUACUUUUCAAAUCUGGGUUUGAAAGCGCCAGGUGGGAAGGCGGCGCCUUCGUUUGUUCAGCUAUCAAAGAGAUCAUUUUUAUUACCGUAUUUUUUGCUCUAGAAGACGCACCAGACCACGAGACGCACCUAGUUUUUGGAGGAGGAAAACAAGAAAAAAAAUAUUCUGAAUCUCAGAAGCCAGAACAGCAAGAGGGAUCGCUGCGCAGCGAAAGCAGCAAUCCCUCUUGCUGUUCUGGCUUCUGGGAUAGCUGCGCAGCCUGCAUUCGCUCCAUAAGACGCACACACAUUUCCCCUUAUUUUUUAGGAGGGAAAAAGUGAGUCUUGUAGAGCAAAAAAUAUGGUAAUUCUUUUGGGUUGACAAAUCAACAGAGUCUUUUAGGAAAAUAAACAAACAGAAGCUUCCCUUUAUGGAUGGUAAAUUUGCAGUUCCGUGUAACCUUUUCCGCGUGCGUGGGGUUUUUUUGGUUUCAGGAACGCCGCGGGGAAAACCCAGCCGGGGAGUUUCCUAGUGUCAAUCAAGCAAGAGAAAAGCGAAGUCCCUCGUCUGAUCGCAGAGAAGCCCCAUGGCGAAGAAGAGGUGAGACUCUUGGUGCGUCUAUAUGUCGGGGCUAUGAGAUUUUUCCCCACCCCAGACCUGCUUGGGAUCUUGGCAUCCGGGGGCUACCGAUUUUUUGUCCCCAGAGACCCUGCCUCGCUGCCGUUGUUGCCAACUUUUGCUGCACCUCUGCGCGACCGGGUCGUGAUAUUGAUGUGAAGGAACAGGGGGUGGUUGUGGUGGAGUCUCGCCUUAAACAAACAAAAAAAUUCAUUAUAAUUUUUCAAGCACUUAAAGGUAAAGGUAAAGUGACCCCUGACUGUUAAGUCCAGUUGCGGAUGACUCUGGGGUUGCGGUGCUCUUCUCGCUUUACUGGCUGAGGGAGCCGGCGUACAGCUUCCGGGUCAUGUGGCCGGCAGGACUAAGCCGCUUCUGGCGAACCAGAGCAGCGCACGGAAACACCGUUUACCUUCCUGCCGGAGCCGUACCUAUUUAUCUACUUGCACUUUGACGUGCUUUCGAACUGCUAGGUUGGCAGGAGCAGGGACCGAGCAACGGGAGCUCACUCCGUCACGGGGAUUCGAACCUCCGACCUUCUGAUCGGCAAGUCCUAGGCUCUGUGGUUUAACCCACAGCGCCACCCGCAUCCCCUAAGAAUCUAUGUACUGUACUAUGAAUAAGACAGUAUUGUAGAUGAUAAAAAUCAAAAUCAUUAUGUUUUCCUUACCUGCACCGAUGAUAGUCAUUGUUUGGAGGGGGGGCUUUCAUCCGUUUCUGCAGCCACACAAUCCAUCAGUAACUGAACUGGGUUCCAAACAAUCACAAAAACAAAUGAUCCAAAAAAAGCCUCAAAAACAAAAAUGCAAAAUAAAUAGCAAAAACCAAAGCGCCAAACUUAAUCCGUUCCGGAAGUCCGUUUGACUUGCGAAAUGUUCGGAAACCAAGGUUUGGUGCAGGCGCCCCGGAAACAAUAGCCGACAGCCGCAUCGGACGUCCGGCUUCCAAAAAACAUUUGCAAACCAGAACGCUUCCGUGUUUUUGGCGUUUGGGAACCAAGGUGUUUGAGAACCAAGGUAUCACUGUAUUCUUUCAACUUAAAAGGUUCCAGUCCUCUUUAGUUGGGACCUUGCUUACUUUCCAUUUUGGGAGCUAACAAAACACUUUGGGGCCACAUAAAUAGAUUCCAACUAAACUUUCUGGCAGCAAGUCCGCCUUUGCUGGAGGUUUUCCAACAGAGGUCGGAUCCCCACCUGUCAAGAAUUAUUUUGCAGCUUUGCAGGGCAGCUUUUAAGGUUUCCCCUUCCAAGCAACGCUCUGAGCCCAUGAGGACUAGAAACCUGUGUUUGCUUUCUAAUGCAAGCCGGAACCCCCAGCUUGAUAUAAGCUCCAGCCAUGGGUGUUCAGCUACCUCCUGUUUUUCUCCUGAGUAGCCCGUGAAGAAGAGGGGAUGGCCGAAAGGCAAGAAGAGGAAGAAGAUUCUCCCGAACGGGCCAAAGGCCCCGGUGACAGGAUACGUCCGCUUCCUGAACGAACGGCGGGAGCUGAUUCGUAUGCAACACCCGGAUCUGCCGUUCCCGGAGAUCACAAAGAUGUUGGGCGCAGAAUGGAGCAAACUCCAGCCGGCAGAUAAACAGGUGAGAUUGGCUGAAUUUUCAUGGAGGAGAGUCAACAAUGGGUUUUAGCCACGAUGGCUCUGAUCUGCCUUCUCGGACGGAGGCGGCGAUGCCUGUAAUAAUAAUAAUAACAAUAAUAAUAAUAAUUUAUUCUUUAUACCCCGCCCAUCUGGCUGGGUUUCCCCAGCCACUCUGGGCGGCUUCCAACAAAACACUAAAAUACAAUAACCUAUUAAACAUUAAAAGCUUCCCUAAACAGGGCUGCCUUCAGAUGUCUUCUAAAAGUCAGGUAGUUGUUUAUUUCCUUUAAAUCUGGUGGGAGGGCGUUCCACAGGGCAGGUGCCACCACCAAGAAGGCCCUCUGCCUGGUUCCCUGUAACCUCGCUUUUCGCAGGGAGGGAACCGCCAGAAGGACCUCGGAGCUGGACCUCAGUGUCCGGGCAGAACGAUAGGGGUGGAGAUGAUCCUUUAGGGAUACUGGGCCGUUUAGGGCUUUCAAGGUCAGCACCAACACUUUGAAUUGUGCUCGGAAACGUCCUGGGAACCAAUGCAGAUCUCUCAGGACCGGUGUUAUAUGAUCCCGGCGGCUGCUUCCAGUCACCAGUCUAGCUGUGGCAUUCUGGAUUAAUUGCAGUUUUCGAGUCACCUUCAAAGGUAGCCCCACGUAGAGCGCAUGGCAGUAGUCCAAGCGGGAAAUAACCAGAGCAUGCACCACUCUGGCCAGACAGUCUGCGGGCAGGGAGGGUUUCAUCCUGCGCACCAGAUGGAGCUGCCCUGGACACAGAAUUCACCUGCGCCUCCAUGGACAGCUGUGGGUCCAAAAUGACUCCCAGGCUGCGCACUGGUCCUUCGGGGGCACAGUGACCCCAUUCAGGACCAGGGAGUCCCCCACACCCGCCUGCCCCCUGUCCCCCAAAAACAGUCCUUCUGUCUUGUCAGGAUUCAACCUCAACCUGUUAAACAGGCAGCCCUAUUUAGGGGAGUUUUUAAUGUUUGAUGUUUUGUUGUGUUUUUAAUAUUCUGUUGGGAGCCGCCCAGAGUGGCUUGAGAGGCCUGUCCAGAUGGGCAGGGUAUGAGGUUGUUGUUGUUAAUUAACCACCAAAUUCUGGGCACUGCAAGAGGGAAGAGGGCUGGGCUUAGCUGGGAGGGGGUUUGGUUGGGUGUACAGUGGUAAAGGGACCCCUGACCAUUAGGUCCAGUCGUGGCCGACUCUGGGGUUGCGGCGCUCAUCUCGCUUUACUGGCCGAGGGAGCCGGCGUACAGCUUCCGGGUCAUGUGGCCAGCAGGACUAAGCCGCUUCUGGCGAACCAGAGCAGCGCACGGAAACGCCGUUUACCUUCCCGCUGGAGCGGUACCUAUUGAUCUACUUGCACUUUGACGUGCUUUUGAACUGCUAGGUGGGCAGGAGCAGGGACCGAGCAACGGGAGAUCACCCCGUCAUUGCGGGGAUUCAAACCGCCGACCUUCUGAUCGGCAAGUCCUAGGCUCUGUGGUUUAACCCACAGCGCCACCCGUGUCCUGUGUACAGUGGUACCUCGGGUUAAAUACUUAAUUAAAUACUUAAUUCGUUCCGGAGGUCUGUUCUUAACCUGAAACUGUUAAAGAUGGUAAAGAUAAUACAGUAAUAAUAAUCUUAUUACAGUGGUACCUUGGGUUAAGUACUUAAUUCGUUCCAGAGGUCCGUUCUUAACCUGAAACUGUUCUUAACCUGAAGCACCACUUUAGCUAAUGGGGCCUCCUGCUGCCGCCAUGCGAUUUCUGUUCUCAUCCUGAAGCAAAGUUAUUAACCCAAGGUACAAUUUCUGGUUUAGCGGAGUCUGUAACCUGAAGCGUCUGUAACCCGAGGUACCACUGUAAAGGGCAGAGGGGUUUGCCAGCUGGAAAUAAGGCCAGAGGGGGCUUGAGGGUCGCAGAGGGGGGCUGACCCUUAUUCCUCCGUCGUUCCAGCGUUACCUGGAUGAAGCUGAGCGCGAGAAGCAGCAGUACAUGAAGGAACUGAGGGAAUAUCAGCAGUCCGAAGCCUACAAGAUGUGUGCCGAAAAGAUGCAGGAGAAAAAGAUCAAGAAAGGUGAGACGGUCGCUAGUAGGUUUGCCAGGAGUUUUGUAAGGCGAAUAAAAUUUGUCUAGAUAAAAAAUGGGAAAGCGGAAUAAUAAGAACGAGAUGCGUCCAGAUUAAUAAAUUGUAAAGCAACACAAUGAGAAGAGUUGGGAGUCAAACAUUUACGGUGUGUUCCACCGUGCGUAUGUAGGUAGGUAAUGUAUCUACUGUACAUAUUGUAUUGUAUUAAGUUUAUGUAAAUGGAUGUAUGAUAAAGAUUAUUUAAAAGAAAGAAAGAAACAGAAGGGGUGGCCUCCUUCACUGGGAGUUAUCGACCUUAUUAAACUUUUGGGGAAGAGGCAUUGUAAGAGCGACAGAUUUCCUGAUGUGUUCGCUCGUUUUCCUUUUCCCUCCUCCUCCCUCCUUUCCUUUUGUGUCGUGUCUUUUAGCUAGGAAGCACAGCACAAAUUGCUAAUUUAGCAGCCUGGGGUUGGGAAAGAGGGUGAGACUCAGGUUUGGGGGAUCUUGGCUAGAAUCCUGCCUAUGCUCCCCAAAUCAUUCUGUGUGCUCAGUUGAGUCACCAUCUCCCCACUCUCUGUUGACAUUAUUAUUGCUUUUUUAAAAAUACCUUUCAGAGGAUGCCGGUUCUGGAGUCGUGAACACGCUGCUGAACGGGUACAAGGUAAAUCAGGCUAUCAGACUUUGAGGAAAUGCCUCAGGCCUUCUUUUUAAGAAUUAAAUGUUGUUGUUUCUGUUAAAAACCAAUUUUCUUGCAUGCAAGCUUUGGAGAUUAGCAGAGUUCUUCAUCAGCCCAUGCCCCCAGACCUACCUUUUAAGAAUUUAAUUUUGUUGCUGUUGUUAUUAAAAGCACAUUUUCUUGCAUGCAAGCUUUGUAGAUUUGCAGAGUUCUUCAUCAGCCCAUUCCCCCUGAUCCUACCUUUUAAGAAUUUAAUUUUGUUGUUGUUGUUAUUAAAAACAAAAAUUUUUGUAUGCAAGCUUUGGAGAAUUGUCGAGUUCUUCCUCAGCCCAUCCCUCCCUCCAGAGCUUCCUUUUAAGAAUUUAACUUUGUUGUUGUUGUUAAAAGCGCAUUUUCUUGUAUGCAAGCUUUGGAGAUUUGCAGAGUUCUUCAUCAGUCCGGAGAAGCAUUCUGAAGCACUCCAAAGCUUGCCCACUGCCCACAUUUUGUUUGGCCAAAAUGAGGAUUUCCCUAAUUCAGAUUUUGGGAUUGUUCUUUACGGGCUAUCACUGCUGCUACAAGUUUGCUUUUACGUUUUUUAAAAUCAAUCCCAUCAGUUCAUCAUAAGGCCUUUACAGUGCACAGCCAGGUUAUAAAACAACGCUUUAUUCUGGGGAAAAACAUGACCUAUAAAAGUUUACAGCACGCAAUAAGGUUUUGAAAUUAAAAUUAGGAGGCUGGAACAUAGCCGGAACGGAGCUUCUUAGCUGAUAGAGCAAAUUUGGCUGCCGGAUGUGAAAAUAUUUUAUCAGACAGAAGUUCCAACGGUCACUUCCUGGGGGGAACGGCCCAAGAAACAGCUAAAAAUAGAUGAUUUAAAAAACAACAAUUCUCUGGGCAUUUUAUAUAAAGCAAGUAACACAUGAUAUCUUCAAGGUUAUGGGGCCUAGAUUGGUUGAUAGUGAUUUGGGGGUACCAAAUAGAAUAACGGGCACCUUUUUCCAUUUAUUUAAGAGUUGAAUGUUUUACCCCCUAUUUAUCCAUCUUAAGGGUUGGAGUCCAGGAAUGUGGAGGUUUUGUUUUCCGAAGGUGUUUUUCACGGGAAAAGGUCCUGAAACGCACAUUUCUGCACUGCGGGGAUUUAGAAAACGAUUUCCUAAGACUUUUUCCACCUGACUUCUGCCCCCAAAAAACAUGCACAACUCCCAAUUCAUCCCCAAAUUUUCCCUGGGAAAAUAAUGCAAAGUUUUCUAUUUGUUCUCUUGUUUCUGUUCACCUGUUUCCUUCUCAAUCAGCUGGGAGAGGGAGGCAGCGACGGAUUCUCAACAUUUGACGUCCCCAUAUUUACGGAGGAGUUCUUGGACCAGAAUAAAGGUAAUUUAAGGAACCGAGGGGCCGUCGUGGGCUUACAAAGUUCCUGGGUACCAGUGCCGGAUUUACGUAUAAGCUAAACAAGCUAUAGCGUAGGGCCCCACUCUCUUGGGGGCCCCAAAAAAAUUUAAAGGAAAAAAACAACUGGAUGUACAUUUCCAAAAUAUAAGAUAAAAAAGAAAUGAAAUAAAACCUGCGUACAGCAACAGUGUUUUGUGUUGUGCAGGCUCCUGUGAUGUAAGUCAUGGGCCCUGCCUGCUCCCUAAAAUAUUACUGUUUUGCUCCUUUCUAUAUAUAGGGUAGGGACGCGGGUGGCGCUGUGGGUUAAACCACAGAGCCUAGGGCUUGCCGAUCAGAAGGUCAGCGGUUCCAAUCCCCGCAAUGACGGGGUGAGCUCCCAUUGCUCGGUCCCUGCUCCUGCCAACCUAGCAGUUCGAAAGCACGUCAAAGUGCAAGUAGAUAAAUAGGUACCGCUCCUGUGGGAAGGUAAAUGGCGUUUCCGUGCGCUGCUCUGGUUCGCCAGAAGCGGCUUAGUCCUGCUGGCCACAUGACCCGGAAGCUGUACGCCGGCUCCCUCGGCCAGUAAAGCGAGAUGAGCGCCGCAACCCCAGAGUCGGCCACGACUGGACCUAGUGGUCAGGGGGUCCCUUUACCCUUUACUUGUUGAUAUACUUCUUGUAUUUCAGUUCAACAAUUGCUUUGAUAAAAGACCUAUUUUGUGAUGUGCAAAUGGCUUUAGAUACCUACUAGGUCCAUAAACGACCAUAUAGCAUAUAUUCAACACAAAAAGCAGCGACAAUUUGUUGCUGGCAAAGAACAGCUGGACAUAUAAAGGGCCCCACUACCUUCAGGAGCUGAGGGCCUCGCCAAACCUAAAUCCGGCCCUGAUCCUGACAUGCACAGGUGCCAACUCCCCUGGGUGCCCGUACACCCGCAAAAUUCCCCAUGCAGGGCACCCACAAAUUUCUUGUUCCAAUACUCUCCCUGUUAUGUACUGAAGUUCUCACCCUGGGCCAGCAGGGGGAUACUGUUGAUAGUUAUGCAAAUAAGGGAUCGAAAGUGACAUUCAGUGAUUGGAUAGUUUUAGAAAAUUGUUACAGUUACGUUGUACUGGAGCUCUAUAUAAGCAGGCAGACUGAACCCUUCAGUUCAGUUCUGUCCUGGCCUGUGAAUAAACGAGAGCUGUUUGAAGAAUCGCUGUGUCGUCUGAUAUGUUCACCCACAACUUAACACUCCCUGUGUUGUCCGUUUGUUUCUCCAGCCCGGGAAGCGGAGCUCCGGCGCCUGCGCAAGGUGAACACGGAGUUUGAGGAGCAGAACUCCAUCUUGCAGAAACACACAGAGAACAUGAGUUGCGCCAAAGAGCGCCUGGAGCAGGAACUGGCUUUGGAAGAGCGCCAGACCAUCGCCUUGCAGAAGCAGCUGCAGACAGUGCGCCAAGCCUUGACCGCCAGCUUUGCCAGCCUGCCAAUCCCAGGUGGGCGGCCCCCACCGGGCGGGACGUGGCUAAAUGAAUGAAUGAAUGAAUCUUUAUUUGCGUCAGCCGGCGGUCACAGCAGUAACACAACAAUACGCUAUACAAAGAAUAGAAAUAAAAAGUCAAUUAUGUACAAUUGGGACGCGGGUGGCGCUGUGGGUUAAACCGCAGAGCCUAGGACUUGCCGAUCAGAAAGUCGGCGGUUCGAAUCCCCGCAAUGACGGGGUGAGCUCCCGUUGCUCGGUCCCUGCUCCUGCCAACCUAGCAGUUCGAAAGCACGUCAAAGCCAGUAAAGCGAGAUGAGCACCGCAACCCCAGAGUCGUCCGCGACUGGACCUCAUCUCGCUUUAUUGGCCGAGGGAGCUGGCGUACAGCUUCUGGGUCAUGUAGCCAGCAUGACUAAACCGUUUCUGGAGAACCAGAGCAGCGCACGGAAAUGCCGUUUACCUUCCCGCCGGAGCGGUACCUAUUUAUCUACUUGCACUUUGACGUGCUUUCGAACUGCUAGGUGGGCAGGAGCAGGGACUGAGCAACGGGAGCUCACCCAGUCGUGGGGAUUCAAACCACUGACCUUUUGAUCAGAUAUAUAUCCACUCUGGGAUAUAUAUAAAUAAUAAUAGUGAUAUGGGCAGAUGGUCAGUUUGCAGAGUGCGAUGGAGGUCAGCGGAUAUCUGAUCGGUUUUUCUCCUCCAGGCACCGGGGAGACCCCUACAUUGAGCACCCUCGAUUUCUACAUGGCGAAGCUCCACAGCGCCAUCGAGAGCAAUCCGGUGCAGAACGAGAGGCUUGUGGUGCGGGUGAAGGAGAUUCUGUCUCGCAUCGCCAGGUGAGCCAUGCGCAGGACGCAGCCGUCACGAGCGGAGGGUUGGGAAGGGGGCUGCUAACUAAUCCAGAAUGUGGCAGCCAGACUGGGGACUGGGAGCGACCGCCGAGACCACAUAACCCUGGUCCUGAAAGACCUACAUUCGCUCCCAGGACGUUUCCAAGCACAAUUCAAAGUGUUGGUGCUGACCUUGAAAGCCCUAAAUGGCCCAGUAUACAUGAAGGAGCGUCUCCACCCCCAUCCUCCAGCCCGGACACUAAGGUCCAGCUCCAAGGGCCUUCUGGCGGUUCCCUCAUUGCGAGAAGUGAGGUUACAGGGAACCAGGCAGAGGGCCUUCUUGGUGGUGGCACCCUCCCUUCAGAUGUCAAGGAAAUAAAAAACUAUCUGACUUUCAGAAGACAUCUGAAGGUAGCCCUGUUUAGGGAAGUUUUAAAUGUUUGGUGUUUUAUUGUGUUUUUAAUAUUUUGUUGGGAGCCGCCCAGAGUGGCUGGGGAAACCCAGCCAGAUGGGUGGGGUAAAAAUAAUAAAUUAUGAUGCUGAUAUUGCUUAUCCCCCUGUCUCUUCUAGUGAACACUUGUGA